GAAAACCUCUACUUGGAGUCUUAUCCUUUUACAACAGCAGCUGCUCUAGUUGGUUCCGUUGAUAAGAAAAUUUUUGUGUUGUUGAGAGAUGGAAGAAACCUAUUUGGUGUUCUAAGGACUUUUGACCAGUAUGCUAACUUGGUUCUACAGGACACAAUAGAAAGAAUUUAUCUAUUGGAGAAGAAGUUAUACGGAGAAACUUUUCAAGGAAACUUCUUGAUUAGAGGCGAAAACGUUGUAAUGUUUGGAGAACUAAACAUUGAUAAGGAGGAUGUCCAUUUGGAGGACUUUAAAAAAAUUGAAUUCAAAGAGGCCGAAAAGACUUUAAAUGAAAUACAUCAAAAAACGAUUAAAACGGAAAAGGAAAAUUCAAAGAUAUUUUUAAAAAAUGGUUUAACAAGUGAUUUUACAAAAAGCGAUUUAUACUAG
Messenger RNA from Ascoidea rubescens DSM 1968, 429 nucleotides. RefSeq names its product Lsm1p (gene LSM1). The record is from RefSeq and is a predicted model, not a curated record. Gene Ontology annotation, cellular component: Lsm1-7-Pat1 complex; P-body. Gene Ontology annotation, biological process: deadenylation-dependent decapping of nuclear-transcribed mRNA. The transcript has a single exon. The annotation marks the transcript as partial. Gene Ontology annotation, molecular function: RNA cap binding. NCBI's taxonomy places the organism in Eukaryota, Fungi, Ascomycota, Saccharomycetes, Ascoideales, Ascoideaceae.